GACACGUUAUCGCACACCCUUGUUGUACGUGUAACAGUGCAUGAAAACCCAAGUGUUGUAUACAUCCUUAUUCAAUUUCCCAUAUAUAAAACUCUUAACAACUUACUCAACGUUACCUAGCUUUAUUCCUUCACUAAGAGUUAAGAGUUGACAAAAUUGGGCAAAAAAUGUCUACUCAUCCACAAGUUCCCGGCGAGCCGACUAAGACCGGCACCACCGUGCUCGAGACUGCCACCGCCGCCGUUCAGAAGUUCGGCCCCAUUAACGUCAUCCACCAGCAUCUAUGCGCGUUCCACUUCUACGGACAUGACAUGACAAGACAAGUAGAAGCACACCACUUUUGCGGGCACCAAAACGAAGACAUGCGUCAAUGCCUUAUCUACGACGGCCCGGAGGCCGAUUCCCGCCUGAUCGGACUGGAGUACAUCAUAACUGAGAAACUCUUUAUGACGCUGCCCGAUAGCGAGAAGCGUCUCUGGCACUCUCACGAGUACGAAGUUAAGAGUGGGGUGCUCUUCUUACCUGGAGUCCCUGGACCUAUACAGCGUCAGGAUCUGGCUAAGGUAGCUCAAACUUAUGGGAAGACUAUCCAUUUUUGGCAAGUUGACCGUGGUGAUAAUCUUCCUUUAGGGUUGCCUCAAAUUAUGAUGGCUCUUACUCGUGAUGGACAACUCUAUACUCAUCUUGCUUCUGAUGUGGAGAAUAGGUACAAAAUGAACUUCGACAAGGAGAGAGAGAAUCGAGCAUACAUGAAAGGUCUAGAGCAUGGAAUCCAUCCCUUAGCAAACGCACAAGGGAAAGGCCUAUGGACCGAGCUGCGAGAGGUAGACUGUAAUGGUGGUGCUGGUGCUCACGCUCCGCCUAGAGUUUUUGUUUAACCACACUGCACACAUAAGUGGCCCGUUUCCGAGUACCGGUGAUCAUGGUACAAGUUUUAAGCUGCUAGUAAAUACCAACUUGGUGUAUCUACCAGGACUUGUCUUUUCGUUUGGUUUUGCGUUUUGCGUUUUUAUGUUUUGGUCUUGUAAUUAAACGUUUCAAAGUAAACAAAAACCAACAAAUCUUUUUCUUUCUUGUGAUAAAUGAUAAUAAUAAUGUACCAAUUGAGGUUGGCAUGAGUGGUUAAGGGUCUCUUGCUCCUUAACCAAAGUCUCGGGUUUG
This is a messenger RNA of Spinacia oleracea (spinach), 1161 nucleotides long. RefSeq names its product oil body-associated protein 1A. Lineage: Eukaryota; Viridiplantae; Streptophyta; Magnoliopsida; Caryophyllales; Amaranthaceae. The transcript is spliced from 3 exons. Bases 168 to 878 code for a protein of 236 amino acids. The record is from RefSeq and is a predicted model, not a curated record.